This is a messenger RNA of Patiria miniata (bat star), 421 nucleotides long. RefSeq lists its product as uncharacterized. The record is from RefSeq and is a predicted model, not a curated record. Bases 73 to 366 code for a protein of 97 amino acids. Lineage: Eukaryota; Metazoa; Echinodermata; Asteroidea; Valvatida; Asterinidae. The transcript is spliced from 3 exons.
GAUCUUCAAGAUUGAGAUCCAAAACCUCCCAAGACAUUUUGGAUUUGCGGUUCCCAUCUGAAGUCCAUCCAGAUGAUCCUUGAUAAGACAGCAGACGGUACAGGCAUCGACUCCAACACCCUAGCCUUACAGAUGAAGGGCCAUCCUGAGCUGAGGGACAAGCUUCAUGUCGUCACCUCAUGGGGGCCUUUGCCUGUCUACCCUGGGGUGGUCAACUCAGAAUUACCUGAGGAUCUCAAGACAUCUAUCACCAGGCAUCUUCUCAACAUGCAUCUCGACCCCAAAUGGCAAGCUCAACUGAACCAAAACAUGGUGUCCAAAUUUGUGCCGGUUACACUGGAUCAGUACCAAGGAUUGUUAAAAUAAACAAACAAAUGUUCCAAUUAACCAAAAAGGGAAACCGACGAUUAGUGCAUUAUAA